AUGGCCCAGCUAAUGGCCAUUGUCGGCUCAGGGUUUCUUGCUCAAUCCAUCGCCAGCCUCUUCAAUGGUUCUUCACAGGUUGUGUGGCUUGGCUCGAUCGUCAACAUCAUAUGCACCGCGCUUGCUCUUCCGUUCUCCCAAGCUGCCGAUCUUCUGGGCCGCAGGUGGUUCAUAGCCAUUCCAACAGCAUUCGGCUGUGCAGGAGGCAUCAUUGUCUCACGAGCCGAAAGUAUGGCAACCAUCAUCGGCGGCUUUUGCGUGCUCGGUGUCAGCUAUGGAGCCCAGCCACUCCUUCUAGCAGUGGCAUCUGAAGUUCUCCCGCGGAGACACCGACCCAUAGUGCAAGCGACGGCAAACGUUUGUGCGGGCGUCGGGGCUAUCAUAGGCCUAUGCAUGGGUGGUGCGCUGAUAAAAGAUGGAAAUCUCGAGAACUUCCGCAUCUACUUCUACGUCAACGCCGGGGCCUUUGCUCUGGCCAGUGCCAUCUGCCUGGCCUUAUACAAUCCCCCACCAAGAGAAAAUGGCCUCGGCUUGACUGUACAAGAAAAGGCCCGCCGUCUGGACUGGGUCGGCUACGUCGCCAUGCCCAUCGGGCUGGUGCUCUUCAGCAUUGGCCUCUACUGGGCAGAAAACCCCCAUCCAUGGGGUAGCGCACAGGUGCUGGCCCCCUUGGUUGUCGGUGCCGUAAUCUUGGCUUGCUGGGGGGUGUACGAGACCAGAUGGCAGAAAGAAGGAAUGCUACAUCGGGUUCUGUUCCAACGGCGCAACUUUGGACUUGCACUGGCAGCGAUCGGUGCCGAGGGAUUUGUUUUCUUCAUCUGCAAUAAUUAUCUCCCUUACGAAGUGAGCGUCUUCAAACCAGGGGACAUACUGGUCGUCGGCUCGCAUUUCACCCUGGUGUUCGCCGUUUCUAUUCCAGCAGCUCUCGUCAUCUCGGCUUUGGCGUCAUGGAAAAAGAUCGUGCGACUGCCAAUGGUUCUAGGUUUCUUCCUGUUCAUGCUUUUUUGCAUCUUGAUGGCGACCUCCAGUCGAUAUACGUCCGCGAGUGCAUUCUGGGGGUUCCCCGUCAUCUUGGGCAUGGGGUUCGGAGCAUGCUUGCCUUCUCUUUUCAGCGCUGCACAGCUCGGCACGCCUCCGGAACUCAUAGGUCUGGCGACCGGCCUGAUGGUGGCAAGCCGCGGCGUCGGAGGCGUGCUGGCACUGGCAAUCAACAACGCGAUUUUCAAUGCGAGAUUGUCAACUCUCGGGUCGAAAAUUGCGGACGCUACCCUUCCUCUGGGCUUGCCACCCGCAUCCCUACCAAGUCUAAUCACUGCAUUGAUGACGCACGAUGAUGCAUUGCUUGAGAAUGUCGAGGGGGUCACUCAACAAAUCAUUGUAGCCGGCGGCUCAGCAGUUCUGGGCGUGUAUGAGAGGGGAUUCCGAGAUGUGUGGAUCUGUGCAAGUUGCGUCGCUUUUGCGGCUUUGGCUGCCGUGUCGUUCACCAAUGAUCCCUCGGGAGAGUUCACGAGGCACAUUGAUGCUACUGUUGAGAUUCUUCCCGCAGAGCACAUAUCCGGCAAGGAGCAAAGUGUGGACACUGAGGUUUCUAACUUGGACAAGGGUCUCGAGCGUGCCCAACACCGUGAUCACGUUGAGUGA
Molecule: messenger RNA, 1641 nt
Organism: Exophiala aquamarina CBS 119918
Lineage: Eukaryota; Fungi; Ascomycota; Eurotiomycetes; Chaetothyriales; Herpotrichiellaceae
Exons: 2
Coding region: 1-1641 (546 amino acids)
Biological process (GO): transmembrane transport
Molecular function (GO): transmembrane transporter activity
Source: RefSeq, a predicted model, not a curated record